This is a messenger RNA of Lucilia sericata (common green bottle fly), 1095 nucleotides long. Its product is annotated as probable enoyl-CoA hydratase, mitochondrial. The transcript has 4 exons. Gene Ontology annotation, biological process: fatty acid beta-oxidation. The record is from RefSeq and is a predicted model, not a curated record. Gene Ontology annotation, molecular function: enoyl-CoA hydratase activity. NCBI's taxonomy places the organism in Eukaryota, Metazoa, Arthropoda, Insecta, Diptera, Calliphoridae. Gene Ontology annotation, cellular component: mitochondrion. The coding region runs from base 176 to 1054 and encodes 292 amino acids.
UGAGAGGUGCAACAAUAUUAAAAUUAUUAUUAGAUUUCUUAUCGUAAUUGCAAAGAACAUUUAUUUACUCUAUAUGAUCACUUCAGACAAGACAAAGUUCAUUUCGAAACAAUAAUCCAAAACAGUUAAGCUGCUGUUUGUUCUAGUUGUUUCGGUUUCCCUUUUAUAGUAAAAUAUGGCUCAAAUUCCAAAAUUAUUUGCCGGUCCUGUUCAACGGGUCUUACGAGCGGCUCUCAAAACACAACACAUAUCUGGUCGAUCUUAUUGCGCCUCUAAUCUCCAUUAUCUCAAAACACAAUUGGUGGGUGAAAAGAAAAAUGUUGCCCUAAUUACUCUGAACCGUCCCAAGGCCUUGAAUGCUUUGUGCAAUGGUUUAAUGUGUGAACUUAACUCCACUUUGGAUAAAUAUGAAAAAGAUGAGAGUAUAGCUGCCUUUAUAAUUACCGGCAGUGAGAAGGCCUUUGCUGCUGGUGCCGAUAUCAAAGAAAUGGAGUAUAAAACUUAUGAUAAGCUAAUCAUGGACGCCACUGCCAGUGAUUGGUCUCGUAUAGCCAAAUGCCAAAAACCCCUUAUAGCUGCAGUUAAUGGUUAUGCCUUGGGUGGUGGCUGUGAAUUGGCCAUGAUGUGUGACAUUAUUUAUGCGGGCGAUAAGGCUAAAUUUGGGCAACCGGAAAUAGCUUUGGGUACUAUACCCGGUGCUGGGGGUACGCAACGUUUGACUCGCGUUGUAGGGAAACCCAAGGCCAUGGAAAUGUGUUUAACGGGUAAUAUGAUUAGUGCCGAGGAAGCGGAAAGACGGGGUUUGGUAAGUAAGGUAGUGCCUGCUGAUAAACUUUUGGAAGAAGCUAUUAAAGUGGGUGAAAAAAUUGCCAGUUACUCUCAAUUAACUGUACAGUUGUGUAAGGAAGCAAUUAAUAUGGCUUAUGAAUCUAAUUUGCAAGAGGGUUUGAAAUUUGAAAAACGAAUUAAUCAUGCAACUUUUGCAACGCAAGAUAUCCGGGAAGGUAUGGCGGCUUUUAUGGAAAGACGUCCAGCUAAAUUUAAUAACAAAUAAAAUAGUUUAAAAAAAUUAAAAAAUUUUAAAAAAUUAAAGCG